UUAACCUAUACAAGUGAUGAAUGCAUUUCAGUUAAGAAAAAAAAAACAUAAGAGAAUUGUGCAGUUGACAGCAAUCUAUUUUAUUGCACAUGAACAGUCAGCAGUGUAAAAUGAGCUAAACAGUGCAAAAUAUCAGUCCAGAAUAAUUUUUUAGCAUUAGCUGGAAGCCUGCUCCUUCCACCAUGGAUAGUGGCCUCAUGUCUUUUACCAGCAUGUUUAGAAUAGAGUUUGUAAGUGGUAUGCAUUGCUGGGGGUGAGUGUCUUGUUCCCCAUGUAGUUGUCCAUCGUUGCUUGUUUUUUUCUGCAUAAGAAACACAAAUUGACUGAAAGAAGUACACAUAUAAAAUAAAGCAGCACAAACACUACAACACUAAAUCAAUAUUAUAUUAUUUGAAUUAAUUAACAAUAUACAGUGAUAAUUUAUUUUGAGGGUUACGUUCUACAAAAAAGCCCGCAACAGGAGAUAUUCAGAAAAAAAGUCAAAUUUUUUUUACUAUUAAAAAGCUCUAAGUAAGAAGCUCAUGAGGUUUUUACUUUGAGUCGGGAGUGUUUAAAUUAGCUAGAGAAAUGUGAAAAAUGUUUAUUUUGUGUAAUACUGUUUAAGAAACAUGAUAAAAGUGUGUUGUGAGGCGUUUUACAGCGUUAGAUAGUAGAAUAGCCUUUUAAUAGUAAAAACAUGACUUUCUGAAUUUCUCCUGUGUUUAAAAAUUGAAAGCGUACAACUAUGCCGCGUUACAUUCACCUGGACACAGCUCGUCUGUAUAUUUUUCACCGCGGAGUUGUCCUUUUUUGAAUGAGGAACAUAGUUAUGGGUUUGUGCCGUUUUUCUCUUAACGAGAACAUUCUCAUAAACCGACGUGCUAAAUUUGGCAAGCGCAUGAUUCACAACACGGAGGAGAUUCACGAUUGCAUCUAGUCAAUCAGAAGUAGAACACUGUAGACUGACGCGGCAAAAAAGCAUGUUUAACAUCCACUAUAACGAACUCAGCUAAAACACUAAGUCCCAAAUUUGAUCUGCGUGUAGUAUAUUUAGCUUGUUUAUUUUCUGCUCCCAUACUCGUGAGGUUUUUGUCCGGGGUUUCUCUUCUGUUUUGUCGCUUCUAUUUUUCUUCCGUAUUUCUUCUUGUUCCGCCAUCUCUCAAAGCAAGAUGAGCGUCAGUAACGUGUUACUUCACGAAAACCGAGGGCACUUAUUGGCUCGUUUCUUCUUCUACGGCUCCACUGGUAGAUCAGUGGCUCAUUACUGCCACACACUGGCGGCAAAUUUAACAGAUUGUAACCGAUGUCAGAUUGUGGUAAAAAUAGACUUUAUGCGGUAAAAUGUCAUUAUUAAACAACUAAUCAAUGACUAAAAAAGUUGUUAACUACUUUAAUAAUCGAUUAUAAUCGAUUAAAUCGAUUAGUUGUUUCAGCUCUACACACCUGUGAGGUGGGAUGGAUUAUCUCAGCAAAACACAGGUCCUCACUGUCACACAUUUAGACUGAUUUGUGAACAAUGUUUGAGAGAAAUGGUAAUAUUGUGUAUCUGGAAUGAAUUUUAGAUUUUUAAGUUCAUCUCAUGAAAAAUCGGAGCAGAAACAAAGGUGUUGCAUUUAUAUUUUUGUUGAGUGUAUUAGCAUCUUGUUUUUGCUUUCAAUUAAAUCUUGAAGUUCAUCAGACCAGUUUCAGCACAGACUGAAGUCAAAUCACAGCAGAACAACUACCUCUUGGCUCAGAUUCAGCUCAUAAUGAGAGUUUUUAAUGAGGUCAUAACAUAAUUUUUCAGAUCCAAGGUUAGCAUGGCUGCUGUGGUGUUCUUCCACCAACACCCAAAACCCACUUCUACUGGUGUUUAUGUCUCCAUGAAUCCAAAAACAGAGAGUCAACUCCCACCUGCUGGCCCAGUAAUCGGUUCCCAGUGUUCGCCAUACUGUCCAGCUCCGGCCUCAUUUGCUGCUAACGCCAGAGGAAACAGGUGCUCUGCACUCAAGUUAUGAAUUAUGGGAGUAUUUGGCAGAUCAUGGUGGGGAUGAGUUGGACCGCCACCUCUCUGCCCUAGACUCACCAGUCACAGACAUACUGUCUGAGUCAGAGGUGCCAAAUGCUUAGCCUGUGGGGGUCGAGGGGUGAAGCCGAGAGGAGCUGGACUCUGCCAGACAUGGAGGUAGGAAAAGGAGGAAAUAUGGCAUGAGAGGAGAGAAAGGGUAGAAGUGAGCAAAUAGGAGAUGGGAUGAGUAGAUAACAAAGUCAAGAGGAGCGGGAAAAGACAGGAGUCUUGUUUAGGCUCCAAAAUUUAGGGGCAAAUGUUACAUUUUAAAACUUUAAAUCAAAACAGGAAGUAAAAUUAUCUUAACAAAGAGGCAAAAGAUCCUGAAAGUGUUUAAUGUUUGACUGUGUUUGGGUAACUGCGAUUCGUGACAAUUUCAUAAUUGAACUUGUUUAAGAACUUUGUUGUCCCACCUCAGAAAUGCAUCACAAAAAGGUUAUAUCACAAUCUAGGCUGCAUAUGAGCCUUUUUAUUAUUCUAAUCAUCAAAAGCAUCAUUCACAAGAUGACCAAGAGGCUUUGGAAGAAAAAUCACUGAUUAAAUAAUUCCUCUGAUGAUUCCAGAGAUAUCAUUAGCAGUAUUUACAGUACAGAAAGCCCCGCUUCUGGUUUAGGAUUGGGUUAUGGAUGUUUGUAAGUGGAUCAGACUUGUUCUCAUUCCUUAAUUCUGCGUCGGGUUCCCUGCUGAGCCCUUUGCAGUCAUUCAGCUGUGGUGGAGAAUAUUAAACAGAGAAGUGUGUGUAGUAUUACAGUUUUAUCUUUGAACUCUUCUACAUGAUGGUUAUGUGAUGCACCAUUCUCAUAUUUAAAAAUGAUUUAAUAUAGAUUAAAUAAUUCAGAUUAGGGUCAUCUUGGAGCUGUAAACAAACGCUUCCAUACUAUAAAUGUUAUAAUAGUACUCUAUAUUUAACAGAUGAACUGCGAAGCUAAACUCAACAUUCGUGUUCCAUUUGUGUUUAAUGAGUAAUAACACAUGAAGAUGAACAUUUAAAACAGAAUAAUGCAGGUUGAUGUAUUUGCUUUCAUGCACUAAGCUUUGCAUCAUCAUCGUGGAAACAUAAUGUGUAACUCCAAGUUGCAUCAUUGAAAGCAAUACAUCCUGCAGACAACAAAAAUAAAAUGAGGGACAUGAAAAUAUUAUGGUCUGUUUCAUGUAUCAGUAGCAACAAAACAGGAAGUAUGAGAUGAGGAAAUAAAAACCUGUUUGAUUCAAAUUUUUUACUUUUACUUGGAGUGAUGGUGGUAGAGGAGGUAAGUGCCUGCCCCGUGACCGGAGGGUUGCAGGUUCUCAUCCCGAUCAGUAUUUCGCUGUCUUGUGUUCUUGAGGAAGACACUUCACCCUCCUUGCCAAAUGGUGGUAGUCGGAGGGACCAGUGGCGCCUGUGCUCGGAAGCCUCGCCUCGGUUGGUGUGUCCCAGGGCAGCUGUGGCUACAUUGUAGCUCAUCACCACUGUGAAUGAGUAAACAAUUAGGAAAGCACCUUGGGGGGUUGUAGAACUCUACAAGGUAAUACAUAAUUACAGAUAAUUUACCAUUUUACAGUAUUUAGUCAGCCUCUGAUUGUGUAAGUUCUCCCAGAGGCCUGUAAUGUAGUAAUGUAUGUAAUAUAGCUAUACCUCAACUAUGAGGGACAAAAUGAAAAACAAAUCCAGAAAAAUCGGAAAAGGGUAGAAUGCCUUUUCCAGGUCUGGGAGGAGGUCCUGUCCCAAAUGGAGGAGUUUAACUCUCCCACAUUGUUAAUGGGGUCAGAUGGAUAUCUGGUGUAUUUUUAUUUUUUAUUUCAAUAUUUUUUAAGGGGUGCAUCACUUCAUCCGUGCCACGGCAUAAACUUUAAACCCUGUUUAACCGCCCCCUGUCCUGGUGGGGUCACCUGAUAGGAAAGUGGAAGGGUUAAGUAUCUCAGGGUUUUCCAGGCACGUUCAACCGGGAGAAGGCCUAAAGGAAAACCCAUGACAUGCUGGAGGGAUUAUGUCUCUCGGCUGGUCAGGGCAUGCCUUAGGAUUCUGCCAGAGGAACUGGUCCAAGUGGCUGGGGAGAGGGAAGUCUGGGCCUCCCUGCUUAGGCUACCUUGCAACCCGACUCUGGAUAAGCAGCCGAAAAUGGAUAGAUAAAUGGAUGGAAUUCCAGAAAAAUCACAUUGUCUGAUUUUUUAAAGAAAUUAGAGAAUAAAAUAUAUCUAUUAGGCUACAAUAUUGGUGGUAACUGGUGGCCCUCCCAGUUUGGUUUAACUGAGAGACAAGCUAUGUAAGGUUGUACAUGUUUUGCAAUAAAUGAGGCAAUAAACUUUAUAAUUGCCUUUGACCUUGCAGAGUUGUGACUUAUUCACUAUUGAAACUGUCAAAAGAAAGCUUUAUGUGCAGCUUACCUCUAGUCAGGUGUACUUCUAGAUCUCUUCAACUUGAUUACUCUUUUUGUGUCAUGCUUUUAGAAAAACACAACAGAAUAUGUUAAUAAACUGAAGAGAAAACAAAGUUUUGCUACUAAAAAAACAAAUAUGAUCAAACAAGAUAAAAUGAAAUCUAGUUCACUAAAGAUGAGUUGUGGUUCUGAUAAUUUAAUCUAGUUUGUGUCUAGUGCUUGUGACUGUGACAGGAUGUGGUUCAGGCUGGACCCAUGCUGAGAGAAAAGGUCAGCCGCUUGUUCAAGCUAGCGUCGUUUUUCACAACAGCGACCGUGCACGGGGCAAAAGUCAUUGAAACUUGAGCUGUUCAGAUAAUGAACGCAUUAACUAGUCACGCAGUUCAAGGCUGUCUUGAUUUUCCAGGUACACUAAAUACAAGCAGCACUCUGUGGCCUUUUCAUUUCUGUACACAAUGACACCAAGAGGGGUGGAGGUUGGUUUCAAUCCCUGAGGAGAAAGCUAUAAAAGGAAAGAACAGAGAGAGAGAGAGAGAGUCUCAGAGGAACAGCGAGGGUACAGCUCAACCUCUAGAGAUAAGGUUUGUUCUGAGCUGAGAAAGAGUGUCCCCAGGGUCCAGGAGAUGAACUGAGACUGGACAGGAGACGGUAUCGAGCUGGACGACAGACCGACCCAUUAACUUCACCCCUGAUGUGAGAAACCUGGAGGAAUAGAGACUUGAAUCACGUUUGAGGCUCUGAGCGAUGCAGUCUCUUUUUGGUGGAGGGGAGCUGGGGCUGCUGGGGGGAGGCGGUGACGCUGGAGACCUAAAGGAGGAUGGUUGCGGCAGCAUGGCGUGGAGAGCCUCGCCCCUUCCAGCCGAUGACGUGUACUCUGCCUCACACUUUGCCCUCAUCUCCGCCUAUCAGGAAAUCAAAACGAGGCUGGGCAGCCUGGAGCGGGAGAACACCAGCAUCAAGAGGAAGCUGAAGAUCUACGAGAUCAAGUUCCCGAUGAUCAAUGAGUUCGGCGAGGACACUAACUCCUACUGCUCCUUUGAGAGUAAAGACACAGCGCUGCUGCAGUCAGAAAAUGGCAACUUGCACCAAAGAGUCAACGUCCUCACCCACGAGCUUCAGAAGAGAAAAGAAAGGGAGGAGCAGCUGGAGGAAGUGAUCCAGGCCUAUGAGAAGAUCCACAUGGAGAAAAACAACCUCCAGAGGGAUCUCGACAAGAUGACCAACCUGGUGGAGAAACACGUUGAGCGGAUCCUGGGACUAGAGUCGGCUCUGAGGCAGAGGGACGAGUCCCUGCAGAAGAUCAACAUGCAGCUGCACAGCAAAGACAUGCAGUACCUGCAGCUGCACGCAGGCCCUGACAAACACAUGCUAGACUGUCCUGCCCUGACCCUGCAGAGCUCUCGCAGCCUGGAUACCCUGUCCGACCUGAAGCUACAGCGGCUGGAGGCGGAGCUAGAAGGGGCGCGGCACGAGGCCCAGGGGGCAUGCCAGCGUGAAGAUGAGCUAAAGGCCGAGUGUGAGAGGCUGAAAGAUGAGAUAAGACAGCUGGAGAGCAACCAGAGGGAAAGGGAAAUGACUUCUCCGUGCAAGCAGUGUGAUGUGGAGUGGAUAAAGAAGGUGGGAGAUGAGCAGGUGAACUUGGCUCUGGCUUACACAGAGUUAACGGAGGAACUGGGACGCCUCCAAGCGCUGUGCUCCAAGCAGACGGAGAUCCUGAGGAAAGCCACGCAGGAGCAGGCGAGUCCAGUGCAGCUUCACUCUCCCAUCCACCACCAGCGUCACUCGCCAGUGUCCCAGCGCCACUCGCCCAUCUCUCAACGCCAUUCACCAGUCCUGCCACAGCCUCAUCACUCCCCGAUCCAACAGCGACGCUCUCCGGUCUUACAGCGCCUCUCCCCUGACAUGCACCGCCGCUCGCCCCUACUGGACGUGGGGGAUGGACCUGCUUCCUACUCCUACAGACCACCCUCUCAGCACCUGAGAGCCAGCUUCCAGGGCCGUCGUAGUUACUCAGAGGUGGCUGACCCUUCAGCUUACCAGUGCCCACCUCGCUUCUCCUUAGACCCAGUCUCUACCCUACCCAAACCCCGGCCUUACGUCGAAGGCUACCAGAAGCAGCAGCCCCAACACAUGGGCUCUCCUCACAGCGGAUUGCAGCACAGAGGAUCUCCUUCUCCUCUUCAGGGUGGGGUAGGAGGAGAUGGGAGCCUGGGGGAGAGCUCCCUACGCCACUCAAGAGAGAUGCCUUUUCCAUUGUCAGAGGUGGCGCACCUUCACUUUGAGCCACCUCCUCCUUCCACACCCGCCCCUCAGCCACCACAGUCUUCUGAAGAUGAGGAGGAGUGGACCUGUCCUCACCCCAUCAGCCCACCGAGGACGCUGGGUGUGCUCUCUCCUGGAGGGGCCAGCGGAGUCAUGAGGGGCCCGGCAUCCUGCUCGGCUUUUCCCAUCCCCCAGAGGUCCAAUAACCUGGGCUGCCACCCUCAGCCAGGGUACUUGUCAGCAGAGCAUGCUCAGUCCUGGCCUUCAAUCAAUCUCUGGAUGGAGACCGAGGACAACGACAUGAGGAGCUGCCCUCUCUGCCAGCUGAUUUUCCCCGUUGGUUAUCCUGACGAUGCCCUCAUCAAGCACAUUGACUCCCACCUGGAGAACAGCAAGAUAUGAUUGCCAUGGCAACCAACCUUGCACAAACACACACAGACACACACACACGCACACAUGCACACACACACACGCGCGCACACACAUCUGCUCCCUCUCCCUCUCCUCCUGUCGGUUAGGUAACUAUCAGUAACUACAGGUCUGUAGACAAACAGGAUGGAUCUGGAUGUGACGCAGCAGCUGGGUUUAUUGGGGACAUUCUUGACCAGUGUCCUUUGCUCUGAAGACGGAUCUGCCGGUAGGAACUCUGGCUCUGAUUGAUGCUGUUUCACUCAGAGUUCCUUUGUGUGAUCUUUUGAUUUUUUCACUUUUCAAUGUAAAACACUUUGAUUAGGCCAGCCACAAGGUGUGGGUCAAUGUGUUUUGGGGCUCAGCAUGCCUUAAAGCUAUAGCUUCAGUUUUCAUCAGGGAGAUUUGAGUCCAGUAAUUGAUCACUCUUGCUUUUUCUGCCCCACAUAUGGUGGUUUCUUUAGCAGAGAACCCAGAGCAGUAGAAGGAACAGGAGACUGCUACAAGCUGGUUUAUUAUAAUGGUCUGUCAGUUGUAUGCAGACAUAUGUUGGCAAAGGAUUUUUAAUGCAGAAUGAUUACACUUAUUGUGAUCUCAUAACACAGUGAAGGAUGUCUGCUGUUGAUCAUUGACUGACUACAAAGGCAUUCCACUUUUACCUGCUGGGAAAUAAAAGGAGAGGUUGGAUGGUAUGGACCUGGACAUGAGUCGGAUGCGGUGAGGCUCUGCAGGGCAGGGCGCUUUUCAGUUGUUUUUAAGAGGAGAGAAAGUUUUAGUCAGAACAAUACCUUUAUGCUUGCGGUCUGUUCAAAAGUAUCUUAGCACUUUAAGUUAACAUAGCCUAUAAAAUGUACUUGUUGUCAGUAUGCGAAUGCACCAGUCAGCCACAGAACAAAUAUUCAGUCUUUAUGGAGGAAAGACGUGAUGAAGCCGGACCAGAACCUUGAACUUCGCACCACCGCUGAAGGGCUUGUAGUGGUUAGUGCCAGCUAACAGCAGUACGUGAUCCCUUAUGUGAAGCUGAGCUGAAGUGUGUGAUGCAGGCGUUCACACACAGACAAGAAAUCUGGUGUUGUCCAGAUGUGUUCCAACAAUAAGAUAGUUUUAUCUGAUGAAUCACACCCUGGUUAUCUGGUGAGGAAACUGCAGCAGAGGAGGAAGAGGGAUGCUGAUGCAACCCAGUUGUUGUUGCAGAGAUUUCUGACACCUUCCCAGCAAUAUCAAAAGGCCUCCCAAGCAGGAUUGUGUGUGCUGACCUGUUGGGCGUGUUGAACGUGAAGUCCUUCUCCCAAUGUGGCUGAUUGGUGUAUAUAUCCUGUGUAUAUUUUACUAUUUGUAUUGUCUAUCUAUGAGACAAAAAAUAUUCAACAUAUGAAGAUAUAUUUUUGCAGUUUUUAAUUGUUUAUGCACCACACAUGUCAUGCAGGUGGCUAGUUUUUCUGUGCGUUUGCACACUGAUGUAAAAAGAGAAGACAAGGUCCAAAUUCCCAUCAAACCAGAAGCUUUUCUUCACAGAGACUAAAUCAUCAACCAGGAUGCUCUUUCGUCUUCCUCCUGUUAUGACGUUCAUCACAGUUUGAUGUCAGAACUGCCCAGACCAUUCAACAAAAACCACAAAACAUGAGCUGCAUGAGUUUAAAAGUCAUGUUACGAAGAUAUUGAAUUUAAAAAAAAAUCUGCUCCAAUCAGCAACAGUGUUUCUGCAGGGUUUGAUCAAUGGCCACACUCUUCUUUUGUUAUGCAGAUUUAGUUUUUUAAUUAUCUUCACACAAAAUCUCUGAAUCAAACUUGAUCUUUAUUAAACAGAAACAGAAACAAAGACCUUAUGUCAGCAAAAAUUAGGUUUUUGGUUUUCUCCUGUAGGGGACAUCCCCACGCAGCCAUCCACUUAUUCUUACAGCUCUCUGAUGAGAUGCAGAGAUGUGAGCGGGGAUUGGGACAACACAUUAAAUGUAAAAACUAGCUCACAUUUUCACUUUCCUCUAACACUUUAGGAGGUUUUUCUGAUGAGAAUUAGAUUGCAUUAAAGGACAAUUCUGGUUUUUAACAUUUCAGCGAGUAAAUGGAAGUAUGGAUGCACGUUUGAUGCUUUUUAUUUCAACAGCUGCAAUUCUUUGUUUGGCCAUAGGUUAAGUCAAGUGUUUCUGUUUAAGGUUAUAAAUUAUGACUUUCUUACCUGAACUUUCUGAACAGCCUCAGGUCAGACAGAUAGCUUACUAAAAAGUUAAAGGCUAGUCUAGAACAAAGAACAACAUUUUUUGCUGCCAUCUAAAAACACUAAAAUCUUCUGCAUUUAACAACCAUUAUGUGACACUAUUUUUAAAGUUUAGAACACUGAAAAAAACAUUUUUUAAAAUCUGUCUUCUGAUAAUAAUCAGUCACUCUGAGUUUUUCAUGCAGCUGAACAUGAAAAAAGUCUCCUACACCUAUCCCCUGCAUUAGCUUCUGAUAGAAAAUGGACGGUGAAACUAUUUGAAAAGCCUUACAGACUCACCCAUCUUGACUCAAGACGGGGAAGGCUGUUGCUGGUUUGUGUCCAGGAAACAGCAGAGAACAUCUUUGCUAGUAGAAGCUAACCAUUAGCAUUAGCAACACGACCACACCGCAUAAAAAACUGAUUUUGAAAUCUAAUUUAAAAUACGCAAAUAAAAAUUUGUUAGAAAAUAAUGCAAAUAUCUGUAGAAAUAAAAAUGUAAGCAUUUACACUCUAAAUUCAUAAAAGAUUCAUUGGAACAAGCAAACCUAUAGGAUUAGACUGAUGUUCAGAUGAGAUAGGAAGCAUCACAAUGAACCAUAAAAUGUAAUUAAAUUUAAAAAUGUUCUCCCCUUUUAACUAGAGUUUACAAAACGCUGACAAGAAGCCAGGGGUGUGUUAUGGGGGGCGGGGGGUGGGCACAGGCCUCCCCUACAAAAAAGCUGGCCACCACAGAUACCACCCCAAAAUCAGGGAGCAAAAAAUCUAAAACGUUAUACAUCAAUAAAAACAUCCAAUCUAAAACAUAUAAACAAUAAAAUAACAAAUGUUAAAUGACAUUUAGAAGUUUAUUAUUUUUUUAUGUUUUAGGAUUUUAAGCAUCCAAACCAACAAACCAGGCCAGAUGUUUCUUUUCUUGUUGACGUUAUCUAAUUGAUAUUUUUCUCUUUUUUCAUUGAUAUUAGGUUUUAAAGCUAACCUAUUGAUGUUGUUAGUUGAAAAACAUUUAAAUUAUUACAAAUGAACAAAAAGUUAAAAUGCACUAAAAUGUUAAAAUGACAUCUACUUAAUCCAAAGUGCACCUUUCUCUUUUCUAAAAUAAUCCUGACUUUACAAUGUCAGAGAAAGUCCCAAUUUUAUUAUAAUAAAUGUAUGCAUUUAUCCAUGGGGAAAAUGUCAUGGAUAAUUACUGAUAAAAAUGCACCAUUGGCAUUGUGAUAAUACUUUUGGGGGGGGGGUGGUGGUGGUGGGGGGGGGGUUAUAGUAAGUAGCAAAUUAGAUUAUGAUUUAUGUUUUGUAAUGAAAAAUAAUUGGAAGUUAUGAGCUGUUUACACGUGCCACCCUUGUCCAGAUUUGUGCCCCUACUUGGCCACGCCCAAAAAAUAUUCUCAACACACCAAUGCAAGAAGCUGACUAAACUUUACAAAAUCCUUUGAAUUAAAAGAAGAGCUACACUUUUAGGUACUCAGGUCUCUGUGAGAAUGUCUGGGAGUUUUAGACAAAAGUAGGAAAAUAAGUUCCUCCUCACAUCAAAACUCAUCUCAAAACCUGAACUAGGAAAGCGCUGUAGAUCCAGUGGUGAUGGGUUUGGGGUUAGGGGAUUUCUAACCUUCCAGCUAAGAGCUGAGAUUAUUUUUGAUGAAGUCUUCUUUAUCACGUCUGAGCAUUUUCAGCAUCAUUCUUACAGCAGUUAGACUGUUUCUGACAUGUUGGUUAAAUGAAGCUAUGCUGAAGCUAAAUUGUACUUUUAUUUUCACCAUCAGCAAAUGAAAUAGCUGACAGACUCCAUUAAAAAUUACUUUGAACUGAGAUUUAGGGGGAAAACAGGUCAAAUUUAAGUUACAGGUGUAAAACCUGGUCAUAUCAGAACUACUGAAAUCACCUAGAAAUGUUCACCACAAACACAAUUAUGAAUGAAAGAAGUAGCAUUUUCUUUUAUGAAAUGCAAACUUUUAUUCAAACUGAUGCAGAUUUCAGCUAAAAAAACAAAACAUAUUUGAACUUAUAGAAACAGUUUAGUUUUCUCAUUGGAUAAGCAUAAUAAAUUCAGCUAAAACUACAAAGUUUCAGUUUUCGAUGGUCGUACUCACUUUCAAACUGAAGACGAGCUGUAGAAAUCAGCUCACUGCUUGUGAAACCAGCUCUAACGUAAAGAGGAUUCACACAUUCAACUGCAGUAAAAUAAAAUCUGUUUUUUGACACUUUUGGUUAACAGCUUGCUAAACAGAUUAAAGAAAUGUGUUCACUCUGUAGUCAUUUACUGAUCCGAAUUGUCCCUUAAAGACUGAAGAGCUACAGAAAAGAACUCAGUUUUUGUUCAUAUCGGCGUGAAAAUCCUUCCUCUCUUGUAAGAUUUGAGUUAAUCCUGAUAAACCACAUUACUGUAAGUAUUUUACACCCAAUAAACUAUUUAGGUUUCACAAAAUUAUAUAUUUUGCUAAUUUGGUGUUAAAAGUGAAUUCUGUCUUUCCUUCUUGUUUUUGGAGAGGGUGCGUUGUGAGGAAAGUAAUGCUCAUCACCUCCAUUAACCAGUUUCCUGGGGGAAACCCUGAGAACUACUCAGAAUUUCACAAGAAAGAGCAAGACUUUCAAAGAAAUCUGAAAAGGAUCCUGCUCAGUUCUGCUGUUAUUACUUCUGCUGUCCUCAUUACCUCAUUUUAGUUCUUUAACAAACCAGAACUGUCCUUUAAAAGCUGAGGCCACGGCCCCUGCUCCGUGUACAUUAUGUUCAUUUUGAUGUGUACAAAUAUUUAAAGUUUUGUACAGACAUUUUUUGCAAGUGUUUAAUGCUGAUGCAACAUGUACUUUAAUAUUCCACAACUUCAAAUUGGAGUGUUUGUAAAUUGAUAAACACAUUUGUACAAACACACUGAAUAUAAAUAAAUGUGAGUGAUACACAAGUACUUCACACUUUUCCACUUGAACUCACAUGUAGUAACGUGUCUUCUAGUGGGUUUAUAUGCAGUCACAGCCUGGUGAUGGCAUGUAUGUUUGUCUGCAGGUUUUGGUGACUGUAAAGACAUUUAUUUAGAUUUUUAUUGAUUCAGGACAACUUAUUGUGCAGAGUUGUCUGUUGUAUGUGUAGGAUGGUUCAGAACUGCUGAAGUGGCUUUCUGUGGAAAUGUAAGAAAUUAUAUGAUCUUAUGAGGUGUGAAUUUCUAUUUGGAUAAAUUCUGUUUUCAAAAAAGAUCAAUUAAAAAACAGAAAGCCCAGUGGCUGACCUGACCUGAUCUGACCUCAACAGAUAACAAACUUGAUUUCUGCAAUUUUGAAAACUCCAAUCUUAACUCAUUUACUGCCAUUGACGACUAAAGUCAUCAAAUGUAUUUUUUUAUGGGGCGGGCGUCGGAACGAGCUCCCGCACCGUGAGAAUAAACAUCACGUCUCUAUAGCUGAUCUUCAUCAGCAUAUGUCACACGUCACGUGAUCAGGAAGCAGAAAAUCCAUGAAUUAGGAUAUCGUUUUGGGUCGCUGCUGUGAAAAAGCGAGGUGUGAACCGGAAAAGCUUCUGCAGCUCACAAUUCGACAACAGAUUAUGAAAGAACGGAUAACGCUAGAAACACAAUCAGAACUGUUCAUAAGAAAAGUAUUUUGUGACCCAUUUGUUUAGCAUCACCCUGACACAUCAUUUGGUGGUUAUUUGCAAUCAAAAAUAGUCAAUGCAGCUAGUGAGUUAGCACUUUUAGUGCUGUGUGAGACUCUUCAGGCAGGAUCAUCUCAUGUCAGAGUUGCACAAGUCAUGUAUCUCUAUGUUUUCAAACUGAUGCUAUUAGCCGGGGUGUCUAGAACAAAUAAAAUAUUUAAGCUUAUCCACAGAAAACCAUUUCGACGGUUCAGAACCAUCCUUUAAACAUCAGGAAAGUUGAAUCACAACAAUUUACUUUACAAAUGAAAACAUGAAAUGCUUUGUCUCGAAGACUGAUGCUGUUCUUCAGAAAAUGAAAGGAAGUGCUGCUGUUCACGAUUCUACAAACAAAAUGUGUUUCUUCUUCCAAUCAGAGGACCUGUGUCUGCUCUUAACCAAAGACAAACUAAUAGUUCCUGUAUUUUGAACAACGACACAAUUUAUGAUGUGAAUAUGUUUUUGUGGUUAAUGAUACCGAGAGGUUCUCCACCACAGCGGGCUGGCCAGCAGCUGCAACACAGGAUGAUCACACCCUGCACAUGAUGUGAUGCACACAGAUGUUCAUACUGCAAUGCAUCCUCUCAAAAGCUGCACUGAGACCAGGUGAAAAUGGUUUAGAACGAUUGUUCCGUUUUUGGGUCCAGUUGCAGACCAGAACCUCCAGUUCUGUAUCUCUUAUUUCUACGUCUAAAUGACAAACUGGCUUCAUGGUUUACUUGUGAUCAGAAAGAAACACAACAGCUUUUAAUCUUUCAUAAAAUUUCACUCAAAAUUCCUCUCAGGAGAUAAAGUUCAAUGAAAAACUCACGUAAAAUAAAAAAGUCUGGUGUUUUAUUCUUUGUAUAGCUCCACUCACCUUUAAGUAACUGUGUGAGUCAGGCUGUUUUUGAUUAUUCCAGGGUAACCUCAAGCGCACACCGAGACCUCAGCACUAAUGAACUCUCCACAACAUUAAUGAGGAAUAAUGUCUGUGUGUAAAACUAAUGUGUGGUAGAAAAACCCUGCUGGCAUUCAAGGACUCUGAGCGUGAUGAACAACGAGAAGUCCACCACAGAGUUCCAUCCAAUGUCUCUUUUUCUUUCUGUAAAUAUUCUAAUGAAUAAACUUGCACUGAAACAUC
Nothobranchius furzeri (turquoise killifish) is the source of this 13992-nucleotide messenger RNA. RefSeq names its product TBK1 binding protein 1 (gene tbkbp1). Gene Ontology annotation, biological process: canonical NF-kappaB signal transduction. Gene Ontology annotation, cellular component: cytoplasm. The record is from RefSeq and is a predicted model, not a curated record. NCBI's taxonomy places the organism in Eukaryota, Metazoa, Chordata, Actinopteri, Cyprinodontiformes, Nothobranchiidae.